This is a messenger RNA of Adineta ricciae, 7386 nucleotides long. The record is from the annotation of a GenBank genome assembly. NCBI's taxonomy places the organism in Eukaryota, Metazoa, Rotifera, Eurotatoria, Adinetida, Adinetidae.
AUGGAAUCAUUAAAAAGUUUUGUUCGAUACAGCUGGAAUUCUUCGCCCAAAGUACGUUCAAAUGUCAUUAAUGAUCUCAUCGAAAGCAUGAAAACCAAUCAAAUGGAUGAUGUUCCCGAUCCGGCGUUGAAGAUCUUAGCACAUACAAUCGGUCAAUUGAUUCCGUUGUAUACAACAACCAAAUCACGCGUUCUUCUUGGUCAACUUUUGGAUGAAGUUAUCGUAAAAUACAAAGAAAGAAUAAUAAAAUUGAUUGUCAAUGCAUUUGAUGCACAAUCUCGAGCAAUAUGCAAAGUGCAUUCUCAUCGAAAUGCACGGGUACAAGCUGAUUACGGGUUUCUAUACAUGUCAAGAAUUACAAUCGCGAUUAAAGGAUUAACAAUCGAUGAAGAAACAGAUCAAUUAAUAUUGUUAAUCUUUUCAAGGUUUACUUCGACUUUAUUAGCCGAUUCAUCGUUGUCAACAGGAAUGAAUUUGACUGAUAAACGUCUGAAAUAUUUAUUUCAACAGGUAUCAGUUCCAACAUUGCCCGAACGUUGGGUCACACGAUUGAAAUCGAUCACUGAACUUGAUCUAGCUCAUCUGGGUUUGAUCAGCGCACUGUUGUAUCGAUUCAAAACAAGUGAACCAGCAUUAUACGAGCAAGUCAAAACGAUUGGUAUCGAAUCCUAUACGAAACUCAUUCUUGGCACACGGACAAAACCGUAUAAUGCAGCACUGAAACCUUGCCAGGAAAUUAUUAGCUCCAUCGACAUCGAAACAUUCAAGACAACUGUCUAUCCAGUUUUGAAUCGAUCACUUCUUCGUAACCCCGAAACCAUCAUCGAAGCUGUGCCGAUGUUACUUAGUAACUUACAAUUCGAUUUGAGCUAUACGGCAAUUGAACUCGCUAAACUUUUAGCUUCACCAUUGGUAUCGAAAGCUGAAAGUUUAGAGGCAUCUGCAUUAGCUUCAUUUCGAACUCUCGGACGGCAAAUUGUCAAUGGUGAAACAACGCUCAAUAUGGUAUACUAUCUUUUCAAUAUCCUCAAUGGAACGGAUUCAUCUGUGAAUAAACUUACGGUGAUAAGUCAACGUGAGAAUGUUCUCAAUGCAAUCGGUGCAUUGAGUCGAUCACCGAGUACCAAUAUAUCGCAGGAAGAGAUUUUGAAAUUAUUUGAAAAGUAUUUCUACCCAAUGAUCCAACAAGAGGUACACGAAGGUCUUAUUUGCCACAUGUUACAACAAAUUACCCAAUGGUGUUCGAGAUUAACAACUGUUAAUCAAACGUUGACAGACUUCUUUAAAAAAGGACUCGAACAAAAGACGAGUACAGCGAUUACACGAACCGCAUAUCUCCAAUGUAUGUUAGUAGCGUACAAAGAAGAUACAUUAGCGUCGUUAAUUCCAUUACAUUCAACAUUGAUGGCAUCGUACGAGCGCGGUCUUAAUCAACCAACAUUGAUUAUUUGUCUUCAAGAAGCUUUGUUAGCAGCAUUACUUAUGGUGAAUAUUGCUCAAAUGAAUUCGUCAUAUGAUAAUAAAUUAACAUCGUUUUGGUCAACAUUGAAUGAUAGUAAACGACAAAUUUUUACAACGGACAAAUUUCAACGAGAAAUCAAUGCAGCUGGUGCUCGUGCGUACUUUCAAUUCUAUGAACAGCUUCAUGGAACAUUACAUAUACAAGAUAUGGGACCGUACACUCGAACAUUUAUUUACAUCGUUUUACAUUCAUCUUAUGAAGUACGAAAAUUCGCCUAUGAUAUCAUUCGUCGGCUGGUCAAUAACUUGCGUUCUAGCGAAACUGAUAUCAGUCUAGCCCUGCUGAAUGGAUUGGACUCAUAUCUUGAUCGUUUUCAAGCAUCAAAUGAAUCGGCGACAACUAGCGACGAAACGAGCCAACAGACGAAAUUAACAACUGUAUCGAAAGGUUUUGAAGAAACAGUCCUGUGCUUAGCAAAAUCGAUGAGAAUGCAAGAUGAACAACUAAAGGUUACACUCUGCGUUCGCACAUUACUCAUUUGCUGUCUCAGUGCUCAACUUCUGUCUACGGACAACAAAUUGUGGCUGAAGUUUCUCUAUUUAAUCUUUGAUAAACAACCAAACGAAAUUCAGAACUUUUUACAAAAUCAUACUGACGCAUUGAUACAAAUCUGUACGUCAACUCAACGACUACAAAAGAGUCAAAUAUCGGCCAUCGGUUUGCUAUGUUCGCUCAAACCUAAUCUUUUCCUAAAACCAUUCCUUCAACUCGCUUAUCAGCGUCUUGAAACCGAUCGUUAUCUGGCAGUCAAUCAAAAAUCGUAUGAAAUCAUGAAAACGCCAACGGGACAGCUGUACGAUAAGAACGUCAUGGAAACAAUAUUAAAACACGAAGCGAAAGAUACCGGAAAUGUUAAACGAGAAAGCAAAAACUAUUCUUAUAAAGAACAAAUGGCAGCAAGAGAAUUAGAAAAGGAAUUGGCAGCUAAACAGAAUAAGACUGAUACACCUCAAUUAACAAAAAAACAACAAGAAAUGCUUCAACAACAACUCGACCUCGAACAAACCAUCCGAGAAAGUACCAAGAAAAUUGAUGAAGAUGCGAAGAAUGUUUUCGAAUUGUUUACAACAAUUGUCGAAAGUACACAAGAACAAUUCAUUCCUCAUCUUGGCGAAUUUGUCGUUCAUAUUUGGCCAGUUUUACAGUCACCAUUGGCAUUCAAUUAUGCCAAAGAUGUCUAUAUCGCUCUCGUCCCGAUUGUUUUCAUGAACGACAAAGAUACAUUCGGUUAUGCCAUUGCUAAUUUAGCUAUUCGACUGAAUUGCAGUGCAUCGAAAGUCAGCCAACAAGUGGAAAAACGAUGGUUACAGGAAGAUCUCACAGUAGGAAUUGAACGUUUGUUACAACGUUUAUUGGAAAAUACUCAACAAGCGAAACUAUGUAAUCAAUUGUCGAUUGCUCGGCUGGAUUAUUGUUUGCCUUUAUUUAAAAACGUCGUGACACAUUCGAAAUGCAAAGAUGAAUGGGUUACAUCGAUAUUGAACAUUUGUCGAGAAUACUUUUCUAUCGUUUCAACCACUGACAUCGACAAUCAUCCAUCGUUAUUGCCACGUCGCGACCUUAUUCGAUUAUUUCUCGACAUCAAUGCUAUAUCAAAAUCUGUUCAAGUUCAAAAUGAUGCAACCGAACUACUUGAAAAACUGUGUGAAUUGUGUUGCACUUAUGAAAGUGAUGAUGAUAUUCAAGUUUUACUUGAUAAUCUUCGAUCGUCAAUUCCAAGUGUACGAGAAAGUUGCAUUUUAUCAUUGAAAAAAUUGGUCACACAAUUAGGUUCUGCACAUCCAUCAAUUCAAGCUGAUAUUGCACGACGAUUAUUAAUUGCUUGCGAAGAUUCCGAAGAGCGAGUGAAAAAUAUUGCGAUAGAACUAUGGCCUCAAGCAAAAUUAUUGGUCAAGGCUGAAAAUGUCAAAGAUUUUCUCAAAGAUAUCGUCCACCCAGAUCCGGCAGUUCGUGAACCAGCAACGUGUGCACUACCUAAACUAUUAGAAACAACACACCGUCAAUUAGUACCGUUCAUUCUCAAUGAUCUCUUCGAAAUUUACACCAAAAAUAAUAAACUACCAUUACCAGCAGUCGAUCAGUAUGGACGACAACUUGAAGCUAAACCAAUCGAUACGUGGGAACCACGUGCCGGUGUGGCCGCAUGUCUUUUCCAUAUGGCAGCUCUUGUAGGCGAUAAUAUUGAAGAGUUAUUCAAAUUUUAUGUUCAAAUUGCAUUGAAUGAUCGAAACGCCGAUAUUCGAAGUGAAAUGCUUCGAGCUGCCACGACAACUAUUGAUAUUCAUGGACGAGAAAACUUAACCAUGCUAUUGCAAAUUAUGGAAGAUUUUCUGAAAGAAGCACCUAAAACAGCUGAUUACGAUUCUGUUCGACAGAGUGUCGUUAUCCUUAUGGGUAAAUUAGCAAAAGACAUGGAUAAAGAUAGUACAAAAGUUAAGAAUAUUCUUGGACAACUUAUAUCCACGUUGAAGACUCCAUCUCAACAGGUUCAAGCAGCUGUUGCAGACUGUCUUCCGCCUCUAGUCCCAGCUAUCAAAGAUGAAGCUGGUGCCUAUGUGCAACAAUUGAUGAAUCUUUUAUUACAAUCGCAAGAUUAUGCUGAGAAGAAAGGAGCUGCUUAUGGUCUCGCUGGUUUUAUCAAAGGUUUAGGUAUUCUUGCUGUGAAACAGUACAAUGUUCUUACAGAUUUAACUGAUGCUAUCCAAGAUAAAACGAAUGCCACGCGUCGAGAAGGUGCACUUUUUGGUUUGGAAAUGUUAACAACGAUGUUAGGCCGAUUGUUCGAAGUUUAUAUCGUCAAUAUCUUACCACAUUUACUUUUAUGUUUUGGUGAUAAUGACGCUAAAGUUCGUGAAGCGGCAGAAGAUUGUGCAAGAGCAAUUAUGAGCAAAUUGACCAGUCAUGGUGUGAAAAUUGUUUUGCCAGGCUUGUUAAAAGGCUUAGAAUCCGAUUUAUGGCGGACAAAAUGUGGAGCAGUUGAAUUGCUUGGUGCGAUGGCACAUUGUGCCCCGAAACAAUUAUCAACUUGUUUGCCAAGUAUUGUUCCGAAAUUAAUCGAAGUUCUUACUGAUUCCCAUCAACGUGUACAAAAGAGUGGUACACAAGCUUUGAAACAAAUUGGUUCUGUCAUCAAGAAUCCUGAAAUUCAAGCAAUCGUUCCUAUUCUUCUCGAUGCUCUACAGGAACCGACGAAAAAAACUCAAGCAUCACUUCAAACAUUAAUUCAAACACGCUUCGUUCAUUUUAUUGAUGCGCCAUCACUUGCCUUAAUCGUACCCGUAGUUGAACGCGCCUUUCAGAAUCGUUCGACAGAAACAAGAAAGAUGGCUGCACAGAUUAUUGGCAACAUCUAUUCAUUGACAGACUCGAAAGAUCUAGCGCCGUAUUUAGCAAAUAUUCUUCCUGGCUUGAAAACAUCUUUACUUGAUCCAGUUCCAGAAGUUCGUGCUGUUUCGGCGCAUGCUCUUGGGUCAAUGGUUCGGGCUAUGGGCGAAGAAGCAUUUCAAGAAAUCGUUCCGUGGCUUAUGGAACAUUUGGUUUUGGAAUCCAGUUCAGUUGAUCGUUCUGGCGCUGCUCAAGGCUUAAGUGAAGUUAUAUUUGGUCUCGGCGCUGAUCGUCUUGAAAAAUCAAUGAAAGAAAUCAUUGAUCGAUCGCAGCAAAUGGAUCUGGCUGCACAUGUUCGCGAUGGUUAUAUGAUGAUGUUUAUCUAUUUGCCGAUAAGUUUUGGAGAGAACUUCGUUCCAUAUGUCGGCAAAAUUAUUCCACCGAUAUUAAAAGGUUUGGCAGAUGAAACAGAAUUCGUUCGUGAUACUGCAUUGAAAGCUGGUCAACGUAUCAUCAACAGUUAUGCCGAAACAGCUAUAUCAUUAUUCGUACCAGAACUCGAACAAGGUCUCUUCGAUGAUAACUGGCGUAUACGUUACAGUUCAGUACUAUUAUUGGGUGAGCUUCUAUUCAAAGUUUCGGGUGUUACUGGCAAAGCAACAACUGAAAGUGUCGAUGACGAUGAUAACUUUGGUACAGAAUAUGGCUUACAAUCUAUUACGCAUGCGUUAAGUCGAGAACGACGUGACACAGUAUUGUCAGGUCUUUAUAUGGGUCGAUCGGAUAUUGCUGUUACAGUACGACAAUCUGCUUUACACGUAUGGAAAACAAUUAUAUCGAAUACACCACGCACGUUACGAGAAAUUCUACACACAUUGUUUACACUUUUAUUGGGUUGUUUGGCAAGUGCCAAUUUUGACAAAAGACAAAUUGCGGCAAGAACAUUGGGCGAUUUGGUUAGAAAAUUAGGUGAACGGGUCUUACCCGAAAUCAUUCCCAUUCUCGAAAAAGGUCUCGAUUCAACAGAGAGUGACCAACGUCAAGGUGUUUGUAUUGGCCUCAGUGAAAUAAUGACAGCGUGCAGUCGAGAAUACAUCAUUGCUUUUUCAAGUACAAUUAUCCCAACUGUUCGACGGGCUCUACUCGAUCCAUUACUUGAAGUUCGUCAAUCAGCUGCGAAAACUUUUGAAAAUCUUCAUUCGAGUAUUGGUACUCAAGCAUUGGAUGAAAUCUUACCAUAUUUAUUAAAUGUUAUGCAAAAGGAACCUGCACCACACGGCACCUCAGCAACAACAGUCAAAACAUCAGACGGUGAAGAGCCUGAAGAGACUGAACGUGACUAUGCUCUCGAUGCGUUACAACGUAUCAUGCAAUUAAAAGCACGUGUCGUUCUACCGUACCUUGUUCCUCACCUUAUUCAACCACCAGUAGAUAUAAAGGCAUUAGCUAGUUUAACAUUAGUUGCCGGUGAAGGCCUAGCACGCCAUUUGAGCCGUAUCAUUCAAGCAGUGGUUGCACACAUUGCUGAAGAGAAAGAUGCCGAUGCUCGUCAACAACAUAUCUACUACGCUGAACAAUUGAUGUCAUCGGUCUCGGACAAUGAUGGUAUCCUCAUAAUCAUCCGUGAAUUACAAGAUUUUUCACGUUCGAACAAAGCAAAUGUUCGACUGGUGACUAUCAACUUAUUAUUAUCAUUCUGCAAAGGAUCGAAAGGUACACACCAAGAGCACAUUGAUGAUCUUCUCCGUAUUGCUAUUAAUUUAUUAAAUGAUGAAAACGAACAAAUAUUGAACACUGCAUGGGAUUGCGUGGAUGUUAUCAUCAAAGAUUUGGAUCCAUUGGAACUACAAAAACGUCUACCAAUCGUUCGACAAGCAUUACGUACAGCUCAGUCGAGUGGUCGAGAACGUGGUCGACUCGUUGGUUUAUGUAUACCGAAAAAGGGUAUUGGAUGUAUUUUGCCUAUAUACAAAGAGUGUAUUCUUAAUGGUCCACCCGAAUUACGUGAAUCAGGUGCUAACGGUUUGAACGAAGCGAUCAAUUUAUCUGAUGCCGAAGCGUUGAAAUCAUCCAUUAUGAAUGUCACAGGCCCAUUGAUUCGUGUAUUGGGUGAACGAUUUAGCACCGAUAUCAAAGUGGCUAUUCUCGAAACGUUGAGUACAUUCAUGGCAAAGGUUGGUGUUCAAUUAAAACCAUUUUUACCUCAACUUCAACCGACACUUCUCAAAGGUCUCAAUGAUCCUGCACGUCAAGUUCGUAUUAAAGCUGGUAACGCUCUCGGAUUACUCAGUCAGAUUCAUGUCCGAAUCGAUCCGAUCUUCGUUGAGCUUCUUAAUGGAUUAAAAGUGAACGACGAUCCAUCCUUCAAAGAGACAUAUUUACUGGCAUUGAAGAAUUGUUUAACAGCUGUCGCGUCUAAACUUUCUGAUGAUGUGAAAAAACAAACCGAACAAUCACUAACCAAUUGUCAAACAAAUGAAAAUGAUCUUGUUCGACAGUUAGCAUCAAAUUGCAAAGGAAUUCUCUUAUCACCUAAUUAA